CCACCAAAGAUGGGGAACGAUAUUCUGUCUUCACAUACACGCCGUGGUCCGUCCUUCUAUUCUUCAUGGUUCUAUUUGUAAUGGCUUCUCUUGCCUUCUGUUUCAUGGUGAGCGUGUUCUUUACAAGAGCAAACACUGCAGCUUCAUUUAUGGGUCUUAUGUGGUUUUCGACAUAUUCAGCUUAUUUUCUAACGCAAAUGCUUUACGAAGAUGUUAGCCUACAUACGAAAUUCCUACUCAGUUUGAUAUCAAAUGCUGCGAUGGGCUUCGUACUACAGAUGCUGAUAAUCUGUGAAGGGACGUCUCAAGGCUUACAAUGGAGCGAGAUCUUUUCACCCGUCGCAUAUCAUGACGAUUUCCAACCAGGCCAUGUGGUGUUAAUGUUAAUAGUUGAUACGAUAAUAUACAUGACUAUCGCUUUGUAUAUUGAGAAAAUACGUCCAGGCAAUUAUGGCGUGCCGUUGCCCUGGUACUUUCCAUUUACGAAGAGCUUCUGGUUGCCGAAUAAAACUAGGACCGCAGGGAUAACAUUAAAGGAUGGUAUCGAUCAAGAGUACAAAAAUGCGUUGUUGAAGGUAGUUCACGACGAAGAGCCAAAAGGUGUACCAAUGGGUAUAAAUAUAGAGAACCUCACAAAAGUAUACAAAGGUCGGAAGAAAGCUGUGGAUAAUUUAAAUCUACGAAUGUAUGAAAAUGAAAUUACGGUGUUGUUAGGACAUAAUGGAGCUGGAAAAACCACUACAAUAUCGAUGCUUACAGGUAUGGUACCGCCCACUUCCGGUACAGCUACUAUAAACGGAUAUAACAUUGUGAGUGAAACUGAACUCGCAAGAAAAUCACUCGGUCUCUGCCCACAACAUAAUGUGCUCUUCCCGGAUCUGACCGUUGCCGAACAUAUUGUCUUCUAUUCGAGGCUAAAAGGCGUGCAGAAGUCGAAAAUAAAUGACGAAGUCAAUCAUUUCCUUAAGUUGUUGGAGUUGGAAGAAAAGAGAGAUGUACAGUCAGCACAUUUAUCGGGAGGUCAGAAAAGGCGGUUGUCCGUUGGCGCUGCUAUGUGUGGAUCAUCAAGGGUUGUGUUGUUAGAUGAACCCACUUCCGGAUUGGACCCAGCCGCGAGGAGAUCGCUGUGGGAUCUCUUACAGAAAGAGAAAAAAGGGCGAACGAUAAUUCUUACUACACAUUUUAUGGACGAAGCUGACGUGCUAGGUGACCGCAUAGCUAUAAUGUCUGGGGGUAAACUCCAAUGUGUGGGAACACCAUAUUUCCUUAAGAAGCAUUAUGGUAUAGGUUAUAAGAUGACCAUAGUGAAGCAAGAGGAUUGUAACGUGCAAAAUGUUACCAGUUUUUUGAGAAAUUACGUCCCGGAUAUAAGGGAAAAUACGAAUAUAGGUUCGGAAUUAACUUACAUACUACCUAAUGAGCAUGUCAGCAAAUUUCCUGAAAUGUUAAAGAAAUUUGAAGAAGAAAGGAGUUCCUUGAGGGUAUCGAGUUAUGGCCUUUCUGUCACGAGCCUCGAAGAAGUUUUUAUGAAAGCCGGUGCCGAGGACCAUGAUGUGAUAACGGUUCAGAAAAAUAACUAUACGAAUCACAAUAAUAGUGUAAUUGUCCCCAUCGAGAAUAAUCGAAAUCACUUUGCAAACAACGAGCCGUUACAAAAAGUAAAAGGCGCAAAAUUACUAAGAAAUCACAUAAAAGCGAUGUUCCUCAAACUAGCAUAUAAUUCUAUGAGAAAUAAACUCUCAGCCUUCAUACAGAUCGUAACACCGAUUAUAAAUAUAACUAUAUCGGUUAUUAUAGCCCGGUCAUGGCGGUUUAUAACCAACCUACCUCCCUUAGAGUUAACUUUAACUAGUGGUUUUAAGAAUACGGAGACACUUAUAUCUGAAGGGGUUAAUUUGACGGAAGCAAGCGUCGAGAGAAGGACUAUGAUGGCUUAUAUGGAUUUUUUUAAAUCGUCAACGUAUCCGAAUAUGGUGCUUAAUGAUAUCGGAACUAUGGACAUUGGGAAGUUUUAUUUAAAAUUGAGCGAAUCGAACCCCGCCCGUAUACGUUACGAAAACUUAAUAGGCGCUACGUUCGCGCCGAAUCGCAUCACAGCUUGGUUCAGUAAUUAUGGGUAUCACGACUCGGCCAUAUCACUUUCCUUGGCUAACAAUGCGCUGAUGAAUGCUCUAUCGCCCGGUUCCUCUUUACGGGUUAUUAACUAUCCCUUGCCGUAUUCCAUUGAGAAUCUUGUUAGAAUUCUAGCAUCGGGUAGCAGUUUAGGAUUCCAGUUCGCGUUCAACAUAGGGUUCUGUAUGGCGUUUGUCACUGCGUUCCUUGUGUUAUUUGUUAUAAAGGAACGGGUUAGCGGCGCCAAACUCCUUCAGCGUAUAUCUGGAGUAAGACCUGGCGUGCUCUGGACGUGUUCUUUCAUCUGGGACUGGUUCUGGAUGCUGUGCGUCUACAUGACGAUAGUUCUCACGCUUGCGUUCUUCCAGGAAUCAACGCUGUCUACUCCGGAAGAGUUGGGCAGAGUCCUUCUGGUACUAGUGGUGUUUUCGUUGGCGACGAUACCGCUACAUUACUUGGCGUCCUUCUUUUUCGAAGCUUCGGCAACUGGUUUCUCGAAAAUGUGCUUUGUCAACAUAUUUUCAGGUUGUAUGCCGUUUCUAAUAACAGAAGUUUUGCGUUUGCCUGAAUUUGGUAGCCCGUACUACGCGGGAAUAUUCGACUGGGUGUUCGCGCCUUUACCGCUUUAUUGCAUGAGCAGAAGUUUCAAGGACAUGAGCCUGUCAUCAUUCAAGAUGCUGAUAUGUGACGGCCUUUGUACGCAACUGGAGCUUCAGAAUUGUACGAGGCAAUCGCUGUGCACGCAAAUUAACAUGACCGUGUGUUGUAACCUGGAUGAAAAUACGUUUUUGAAAUGGGAAGAGCCCGGAAUCGGACGUUAUCUAUUUAUGAUGUCGUUGGUUGGUGUCAUAGCAUUCUCAGUUCUGCUUAUCAAAGAGUACGAGGUGAUUAAUAAGAUAUUCUACUCGGAGACCCCUUACCGGCCAUUACCAAUAAGGUCGGACGAAGAUAGUGACGUGGCAGCAGAAAGACACACGGUACAACAGCUUACUAAACCAGAAUUGGCUCAGCAUAGUCUGAUCUGCAAAGACCUCACUAAGUACUAUAAGGAGUUUCUCGCUGUUAAUAGACUGACUUUUGCGGUGCGUAAAGGCGAAUGUUUCGGAUUAUUAGGCAUCAAUGGAGCGGGUAAAACCAGUACGUUCCGUAUGGCAACGGGUGACACGCAUCUCAGUUCGGGUGACGUAUACGUACACGGAAUGUCCGUUAAGACGCAAAUACGGGACGUGCACGCAAAUAUGGGUUACUGCCCGCAAUUCGAUGCAUUACUAGAAAACCUUACUGCACGCGAAACACUCAAAAUAUUCUGCCUGCUGCGCGGUAUUCCAGUGAAAAUCGGCUCCCAGUGGGCCUUUCAACUUGCAGAACAGCUUGGUUUCGCUAUGCAUUACGAUAAAAGGUUCACGAAUGCAGUGGUGGAACAAAACGGAAAAUAA
Molecule: messenger RNA, 3548 nt
Organism: Pieris macdunnoughi
Lineage: Eukaryota; Metazoa; Arthropoda; Insecta; Lepidoptera; Pieridae
Source: the annotation of a GenBank genome assembly